AAAUGUAUUCAGUUUUACCUUUUCAGUCGAUCCAAUGUCGGUGUGAUAAAUGCUUUUUGUCAAAAUGAAAAUAAUGUUUUCAAUUUUAGUGAUUUCUUUUAUAAAAUAUUCGUUGACGAUGGAUGAGAUAACUGUUGAAACAAAAAUUGGUUCUAUAAUGGGAGAGGUGAGGACAAUCGAGCCAUUUGGAGAUCCUCUUCGUGUACGACAAUUUCUCGGAGUACCUUAUGCCGAGCCACCUAUAGGUGCUCUUCGUUUUGAGAAACCUAAAAUGAAACAGAAAAUGAAUGGAGUGUAUGAUGCCACAAAAUAUGGACCCUCUUGUUUACAACUGCCAUUCGAUCUUUUAGGGGAGCGGAAACCAGCAUCAGAAACUGGUUUACCGGAGUCAUCAAACAACUGCCUCGUGUUAAAUAUCUUUACUCCGGAUAAUCUAGACGGAAACAGUAAGUUGCCUGUAAUGAUUCUGAUCCAUGGUGGAGGUUUUGCUAUAGGGACAUCUACUAUGUAUCCUGGACAUAUAACAAGUACAUAUGGUAACGUUAUUGUUGUAAGUAUUAACUACAGGUUAGGCUUAUUUGGAUUUUUGAGCACCGGUGAUUCAAAUUUACCCGGAAAUUACGGCCUUUGGGACCAACAUAUGGCUAUUCGAUGGGUUCACGAAAAUAUUGCAGCGUUCGGUGGAGACCCUAAUAAAGUGACAUUAUUUGGAGGUUCGGCAGGCGGGGCAAGUGUGAUAUUCCAAGCAAUGUAUCCAGGAAACAAAGGACUGAUUAAGAGAAUUAUUCCCCAGAGUGGGAGCAUAACAUGCCCUUGGGUUUAUCAGCGAGAUUCAUUACAAAAUGCUAAACGUAUAGCUAAUCUAGUAGGAUGUCCAACUGACGUAGAUAGCUUCCAACUUGCAUCUUGUCUAAGAAAUAUUCCCGAUGAAGAGUAUAUGAAAGUAAUGAAUAAUCCACUGAAUGGCUUCAGAAAAUUUCCCUUGGACUUUGUUGUUUCUGUUGACAACGAAUUCGUUCCAUUAUCUUCUUGGGACUUAAUGCAUAGCGAUUCAGAUAUAGCAAAAGCCAGGCGAGAUUUUUUCCGCAGCUUUGAUGUAAUGACGGGACUCAUGGACGAUGAAGGUUUCAUGAUGAUAACUCCAAUUGUAGGCGUUGAUAACACAGACACAUUUUCUGUUGACAGGUUACAACUGGAAAACAAGUAUAUUCCAGAAACCAUGCGUCUUAUGUUUGGUGACAAUAUUCCAGAUAUUAUAAAUUCUGUUGUUAGUUUUGAAUACACGGACUGGAACAAUCCUGACGAUACUGAGCGUCUUUACGAAUCUUUCAUACGGCUGAGUUCUGAUUAUGUUUUCAACAGCCACACUAUUGACAUAACGAAGAUACAUGCUGAAAAUAAUGAUAAAUCAAAAACAUUUCUGUACCUUUUUAAUGCGGUUUCAUCCCAGCAUCUUUUGUGGGUACCAUCCACGUGGAAAGGAGGUUCAGUACAUGCUGAUGAGUGGGUGUUUAUUUUAGGGUACGAUUCGGAGAACGGAUAUACUAGCGCAACAAGUCCUUAUGGGGUUGAACCACAGAAAUGGGAAAUAGAACUCUCAAAAGAAGUAAUCAAAAUGUGGACAAACUUCGCAAAAAGCGGUAAUCCAAACAAGCCUGAGCGCAUCAAUAUUGAAUGGCCUGAAUAUACCUUAGAAAGUCAACUCUACCUAAACAUCAGUAGGGAGAUGUCGGUCGGACAGCGAUUAUUUGAAAGGGGUUAUAACUUCUGGACAAAUUUAUUGCCUAAACUUGUAAAAAUGACAAAACCAGAUUUGUUGAAAAAGGAAAACUACUGCGAUACAGAAGACCCCGAUUGUACACCAUAGCAAAAACAUCACAGCGGCUAUGAAAAAUAUGGAUUUUAUUUUGAUUACAUGUAUUUUUUUGUGUUACAUAUAUUACUCAAUACUCAGUAGAUCUACUUUUGUUUGCCUGUAAGAGUACCUGAGCUAAUUUUUUUUUGUAAAAAAAUGCACUCGCAGAGAUAAAUUCAUAAGAAGAAAACUCGCAUCACGCGAGCACACGACGUUAUUUUACCUUGCCGACGCCAGUUGGGCCUAUGCAGAUCAAGAUACUCCAGCACCUCUGUGACGUCACAUUAAGUUCUUCAAUUAGUUUUACGGGCAACACUUUGCGAUCUAUGUUUUGGAUAUAAGUGGAUGAUUUCUUAUGUUUAUGUUUACCAUUCAUACGAAUUGGAUAGUUUGUUUACUUAUCAAUUAACAGUAUAGUGUCAAAGAAAAAUACUGAUAUGUCCAGUCUAUUUAUCAAUCUAUGAAAUACAUGUAACGUGUUGCCUCUUAAAUUCGUAGUAAUUCUGGAAAAAUAGGCCUAUUGGAACUAUUUAUAAAUGAAGAUGCUGACACGGAUGACAUUAGGAUUCCGGCAAUUGCCUUGGUCAUGACAAGCAAAGUAAACUGCGCGAUAUGGAAAAUAUGGUUUAAACUCUCUGGCCAUGCAAUCUAACUAUGCAAAUUAGGCGACUGAUAACUUUAUUUACGUAUUCAUACGCACAUUGUCGACAGAAACAAACCAACAGGCGGACCGUCGACGAUAUAAGACUGAAAAGAAA
Ruditapes philippinarum (Manila clam) is the source of this 2613-nucleotide messenger RNA. Its product is annotated as cholinesterase 2-like. Gene Ontology annotation, molecular function: signaling receptor activity; neurexin family protein binding. The coding region runs from base 50 to 1867 and encodes 605 amino acids. Lineage: Eukaryota; Metazoa; Mollusca; Bivalvia; Venerida; Veneridae. Gene Ontology annotation, biological process: synaptic vesicle endocytosis; modulation of chemical synaptic transmission; presynaptic membrane assembly. Gene Ontology annotation, cellular component: synapse; cell surface. The transcript has 2 exons. The record is from RefSeq and is a predicted model, not a curated record.